Symbiodinium natans is the source of this 1107-nucleotide messenger RNA. Lineage: Eukaryota; Dinophyceae; Suessiales; Symbiodiniaceae. The record is from the annotation of a GenBank genome assembly.
AUGCGUGCUGGCACACGGCGGACCCUGCAGCUGCUCCAGCGCCGCUUUGACCAGCUCCGGCGCCUUCAGGUCCGCCUUCGCCUGCCCGCCGCAAACUAUUUCGAGGCCUUCGGGGCAAGGUACUUCUUGCCGUUGCGUGCGAAGCAAGCCAAGCCAUGUAAGCAUGUGCCAGUGCGAGUCCGUGAGUAUCUGGCUGGCUUCUUUGACGGUGAUGGCUGUGUCCAAGCGAGCGGUGGUCGUCCCAUGCUCACCGUCCGUCAAACGCAGUCUUCCAGCAACGUGCUGCUGUUCAUCAGAAAUGUAUUGGGCGGUGGAGUCGGUAGACAGACCGCCACCGUGGGUUUGUGCAGACCAACCCUGCAAUGGUAUAUAUGUGGGGAAAAAGCUCGGCGUGCAGCGGCUCUUUUGCUCGGUAGCUCUUCCUGCAAGCAUUCCCAACUGGCCAUUGCCAGCGAGUGGCGGCGGCACCUCCAGUUGCAAACUUGCGCCCUUGCCGAUUUGAAGAGGUUGAAGAGAGAAGAGCACCCACCAGCUUCAUGCCCCUCCUGGAACUACCUGGCAGGAUUCUUCGAUGCCGAGGGCUGUAUUAUGGCGAGGCGACCUGCGUACUUGAGCUUGGAAAUCUGGCAGAAGCAUCCGCAAGUCCUCCAAGCCAUCAAGGCCUUCUUGGCAGCACGUGGCGUGCAUGGCUCAAUAUAUACAGAUGGAAGGAUGUCGCAUUAUAGGCUGCACAUUACUCGAACUGCAGAUUGCAAGUACGUACUUGCAAGCCUGGUUGCUGCAGGUUUGCGGACAAAACGCAAUGCAGCGCGGAUUGCCAUGAGCAUCUGUAGACAGAACUUCCUCGAGGCCCGGCGUAACCUUCAAGCAGAGUCUGGAAAUCAAGCUCGCUACCGACGGUUGAGCUCCCUUGGCCUGGCAAGGGCGCAGGAGAUCGAAAGAUUGCGGCAAAAGUUGGGGAGAGCCGAAGGCCAGCAGCAUGCUCAGCUGGAGUCUCAGCUACUGGCGCUGAGAGAAGACCACGCAGUGAAACGUGCACAGGAGCGGCUCUUUCUUCUCAGAUCUGACAUACGAUCCCUUCUUGCUGAAGGAGCUUGCCGUGCCUGA